AUGGCCACUUUUUUAUCGUGCAUCCAUUUCACCAGUCCGCAGGUAUGUCGGUUAGUCAUGAGGCGACCGGCGGAAAAGUUGGUAUCAAAAGUGACCAAGCUUGGCAACGCUCUGCCACUUCGAGGCGGUCUGCAUCCUCACAGACAGGCCGAGGUACAAAUUCCAUCACACCAACUUCGCCCACGAGGAGAAAGUUGUCGUCAGACUGGGCCUGCCCCUUUUCGUGCCCACUUGCGACGUCCGGAAGCAUCUCGGUCAAGACUGGGGCCGAGAGACAAAUGCUGGCAGAGUCGACAUGUACGGGCAGCAAGAGAGAAGAUGGAGAUAUGGACAGACGUGCGAGUGUGUGAACUUGGUGACCGACAAGCAAGACGUGAACCGGUCAUGAAGACCUGCUCAUUGUGGACAUGUGCUCCACGCACCGGACAUGGGAUGGCGGAACUCGGCUCGCGGGAACCUCCAGAAAUCGGUCAUUCCGGCCGAGUCUGGUACAAGUGCAGGCCCGAGGGCCUGUUUGUGAUGGAGGGAAAUGGAGUGGAGGCUGAGCUAAUUAGGCGUUCCCACGCAACAACCCCAGCCCGGCCUGAGAAACAGUCGUCCGGGCUACAGGCAAUGGCAUUCACCUCGACGCAGACUGACCAUCCAUUUGUGAUUUGA
This is a messenger RNA of Protopolystoma xenopodis, 657 nucleotides long. The record is from the annotation of a GenBank genome assembly. NCBI's taxonomy places the organism in Eukaryota, Metazoa, Platyhelminthes, Monogenea, Polystomatidea, Polystomatidae.